UAUAUAUGCUACCAUAUAAUAACUUUGAUAUAAUCAGAGACAAUUAAACAAGAGAUUGGGAAUGUCAUUCCAAUCUCGUGUUUAUAAAUUACCGGUAUAAUAAAAGUAAAAUAGCGUUGGUCGCAGAAAACUGAUAUUGUAUAAAGUAAAAGUUGAGUUCGAUUGACUGAUACUGUAUAAAGUAAAAGUUGAGUUCGAUUUGACGUAACUCAAGUAAAUUAAACAUAAUGGCGAAAGAAAACAAGGGACUAGAGAAUACUUCAGAUCUUGAAAAUGAAAGUGAACUUGCUGAAAAAUUGAAGCAAAAAUGCAAUUUAAAAGGAAAAGAGAAGUCCCCAAUAGAGACUGCCGAUAUUUUAUUAGAACUAGGGAUUUUGUACACGCGAAAAAGCACCCGUAUCGCUCUAGUUCAAGCCGCUGGACUCUUGAAUUCUGCUUCUUUAAGAAAUGAAUCAGUACGGGACAAGGCUGAAGAAGAGAUUAAUAAUCUUGGGUUGAAGAUCAUAGCUCGUCAUGUCGUGGGUAGUGACUUUACAUUGGUGAAUGAAGCAAACAACAUAAAACACAAGGUUGAAACUAUGCGGAGAAAAGUUCAUGAAAAUUUGGACGUGUUAAAUCAUUUGUCAUCUGGAGAUAAUGAAGCGUCUCAUGUGCGUGAUAGAGCACUUGCUGUUGAAGCUAUGAUGCAAACAGUAGCUGACGAUUAUACCAACAUAAUGAAAACUGUGUCAGAAAGAUGUAUAACUGCUCUCGGAGAACCAAAGUGGAAGUUUUGUCACGUUGGAAUGGGUUCUAUUGCAUGUAGAAGUGUAACACCUUACAGUGACUUUGAAAAUGCAAUAAUUCUUGAAGAUCCAGCUAAAAGGGAAGAUCUACAUGACAUACAGGAGUAUUUUCGUGACUAUGCUGCUCUUUUCCAGAUGAUUGUUAUUGGUUUUAAAGAGAGCCCAUUGCGCUUGUUAGGUAUACCAUGUCUCAAUGACUUUUCAAGUCAAAAUAAAGAAGACAAUUGGUUUUGGGAUGAUUUUACUCCUUGUGGGAUACAGUUCGAUAGCAACAUGCCUAAUGCUGGGAAACAUCCAUUAGGAAUCUCUGUUGAGCUAAUAAGAACUGUCUCUGAAAUGUUAGAGUUAGUUGAAGGUACUGAAGAUGCUGCACAAGAAGGUUAUUUGUCGGAUAUUCUCACUCGUACAUGCUACAUAGCCGGUGACAAUGAUGUGUUUGAUGAAUAUAACAGGAAGUUACUGAAGAAACUAGAAAUACUGCUUGGAACAGAAGAGAGAAAGUUAUCUCAGCAGAUUAUUGUAGAUGACAUGGUAAAGUGUCUUACUACCUUUAAUCUUUUUAGUGCUAUUCCAAGGGCUGAGUAUAAAACAGAUGUGAAAAGCUACAUGUAUCGCGCUGUCACAAUGUUUAUCACACUACUGGGACGACUAAAAAUCAUUGAAGAUACUACUUGCUUUGGAAUCAUUGAAAGGUUGUCACUCAAUGAACAUACAGCAUUAUGUCUUCGCUUUGCUGUUGCUCUCUCCUUUGAGGUGAGAAUAAGAACAGUAAUGAAAGCAAAACAGCAAGACAAGUUCACAGAAAGAGCUUUAAACUUGAUUCCCUACAUAGAAGUUGGUCCAGAAGAAGAAAGAAGAACAUCUGAAGUUUGGGAAGAAAUAGAAUUUGAAAAUUUAAUUCGGUUCUUUGAAAUUGUGUUCGCUUUUCAAAGUGAACUUGGAAGGGUACUGGAAAGUUGGAAGUCUGACUCAGAUUUGAAGCUAAGGUCAAUAACAUUUGGAAAUCAAGACCAUUGGUUGGUUAGAAGUUUAAUAUCCAUACAAUUAAACAAAGAUGAACUAGCGAUGAAUGAGCUUGGGAAAAGAGACCAAGAGGAUCCAAAUCAAGAAUAUAUUUCAUGUCAUAACAAAGCAGUACUACUUCAUAAAGCACAUCGCAUUCCUGAAGCACUGGAAGCAUUUCAAAGAGCAAAAGUGAGUGCAGAGGUAGCAACUGCAUUGGUUGAAAAAUCUGAAAGGCAAUGUGCAAUAGCGUGGUUAGAUUACUGGAUUGGAGAUUGCUUUAUGAAGUUAAACCAAUGUAAACAUGCAGAAGAUGCAUUUCAGAUGUCCCGAAAAAUCUGUGAACCUCUGCUAAAAGGGAACCAAGGAAAAAUGGACAAGCAUGUGAGAAUUGUGGAUUUGAAUUGUCUGACUUCACUUGGCAAUCUUUAUCUAGAUCAAAAAAAUCCAUUGGCCAUAGAUGUUCUGAUGCAAGCAGAAGAAAAGUGCAGAAAAAUUCAUGCAAAUGAAAGUACAGAGUUCUUAGAAAUUCAGAGCAAUAUUGGUACAUGUUAUAUACAAGCUGGUCGCUUUGAAAAGGCCUAUCAAGUAAAGAAACAGGUCUUGGAUGCUUAUUUAAACCUGGAAGACAAAAAUAUUGCUGAUGAAUUGAUUGUGACUGCUCACAGCAAUAUUGGAGACUGUCUGUAUGAGUUGGGAAGAUUUAAGGAAGCAUCUGUUUCUUAUAAAGCAGCUAUUGUUAAUGCAGAAGUAUUGGAAAAACACGGUCGGAUUAGUGGCUGUGAUACGGAAUGUCAGAUUGUUCGAUUAGCUCGCUGUGAAAAUAAGCUUAAAAAUGAUGAUGCAGCUUUAGAUAACGUAACAAAGGCAUUAGAUUUAGCACAAAAAUGCAACCAUGGUGACUGUUGUUCAAAAGUUAUGCAAUGUGCUAAUGUCUGUCUUGACAUUGAGAUGGAUAUAGUAGACAAAAUGCUAAAUUCGUCUCAAAACAAUGAAGUAUCCCUUAUUGUACCUACUUUUAUCUCCAUAAUUCUGGUUUAUAAAAAGCUAGCGAUAGCACCACUGCUUACAACUGCAAAACUCGAAAAAGUGGAAAGAAUAAUUCAUUUGAUCGCCUUCACAAUUAAUAGCAAAAGUGUUUCAAAAGAACAGGCACAAUUAGUGACUGAGAUGUUGGUUUCAAUGCCUGGAAGCAUGAAAUCAGGUGAAAAUGCAAACAAAAUUCCAAAGAUUAUUGGUGACUUUUAUUUGUUAUCGGGAAAAAUAUCAAAAUCAACAGAAUGGUACCAACAUGGGAAUUCACAACAUGAAGAAAAUAAUUUGCCGAAGACCAUGCUUGAAUUGCUAGACACUCUUAUGGUUGCAUUUACAGCUUUCAAAGCAGGGCAAGCUGAAGUUGGCUUCAAGCACUCAACCAUAGCUUUGAGAGCUGCGAAUCAGAUGAAAAAAUAUGAAAUCAUUGAACAGGUGAUUGCUGGCGUUCGGAUGUUUGCUGUUGGAGUUCUAAAUAGUUGCCAAGUAAGCUCAUGUUUGGAGCUUAGUAAAAGAUUGCAGAGCUUUCAGUUGGAGAUGGAAGCCUUAGAACCGACGAAAAACACGUUUAAAAGUCAGAUGCUGAACCACAAUUUACGUGGAAGGUGUUAUUUGAUAACACAGGAAUAUGAUCUCGCAGCAUGUCAAUACCGUGAAAUGGCAGAGAAACUGCAUAACUUUGGGAAAGAUAAACCAGGAUUUGACAAACUUGCUGAAGAAAUGGCAGUCGUGUUUUUGAUUGGGUUAGAAGGUGUAUUAAAUAAAUGUAAAUCAAGUGAGAUGCAUCCAAACCAGCUUGAUGGAUGCAUUCUUAUUUCUAUUCAAACUGUCCAUGUUGUUAACACUAUUUCAACUGGAGUCACACGCAUUAUGCAGGGACUGAUAUCAGUGAUUUUAAACUGUAUUCAGUCAACAAGUGAUAAGGUCGAGUUGUGUCUUAAAAUAUUAGACCUGGCUGCCGGUAAUUUAAAAGAGAACUGCCGAAAUUUAGAAAAGUUGAUACCUGGUGUUGUUAAGAUUUUAUCUGAACAACCUACAAAACCUGCCCAUGUUAAGGAGUGUUUUGAACAACUAUUAAAAACACUGCAAUUCCUUGAUAGUGAAUUAGCACCGCUUUUAAUGCUCGAGUUGUCAAAAUGUUUGAGUGAAUCUAACCCAAGCAAAGCUGCAAAUCUUGUCACAGAAGCAUUUUUUCAAACUUUUAUCGAAGAAAACCAAGAUUCAGCUUUCCUUGCACGAUGCAUUCAUACAUUAACAAACAUAUUGAAAACUUGCAUUGAAAAAGGUGACUCCCAUAAAUCUGUACAAAAUGCAGCAGAAAUGGUUGAAUCUACACUCGUUUCAUUAGAUUCUUUCACUAUAGAACUUUCCUUAGCUGUUGGUUGUUUUAAACCAGUGUACACAAAAUUUACAAAAAAUGUUGUGGAUUAAUUAAACCCACCCAAUUGGAUACAGCUUCAUUGAAAAGUGUAUAUUUUAGAUACCUAUUAGUUUAACUUUUUUACUGUACAAGAAAUUUUAAUUUUUGUGUCUCACUUUUGCACUUAAAGUUAAAUCAAUAUAAAAGCUUCAAAAUUGAAGUGUUGGUUCACUGUUUUAUUUAUAAAAGCGAAAUAAAAAGGUUGUUGGCCUGGCGUGAA
This is a messenger RNA of Ciona intestinalis (vase tunicate), 4459 nucleotides long. NCBI's taxonomy places the organism in Eukaryota, Metazoa, Chordata, Ascidiacea, Phlebobranchia, Cionidae. The record is from RefSeq and is a predicted model, not a curated record.